Molecule: messenger RNA, 132 nt
Organism: Paraglomus occultum
Lineage: Eukaryota; Fungi; Glomeromycota; Glomeromycetes; Paraglomerales; Paraglomeraceae
Source: the annotation of a GenBank genome assembly
GAUUUCAGAAUUAUUGCUAUAGACGCGCACUUUUUAUUUGGUGACCAUACGCCUGUUUCUGAUGCAAAAGUGCAUGCUGACUUUAUAGAUGUAUUCGAAGAGAUAAGAGUAUGUAUCUGUAAAAUACCAUAG